Molecule: messenger RNA, 1482 nt
Organism: Chenopodium quinoa (quinoa)
Lineage: Eukaryota; Viridiplantae; Streptophyta; Magnoliopsida; Caryophyllales; Amaranthaceae
Exons: 3
Coding region: 1-1482 (493 amino acids)
Biological process (GO): DNA transposition
Molecular function (GO): DNA binding; zinc ion binding; transposase activity
Source: RefSeq, a predicted model, not a curated record
AUGUGCCUGGAAAGGUUUAGGAUCCAAGUGAAGCUCAGAUUGUUUUAUAAAGUGAAGUGUUUAGCCAGGGAGCAAAUUCAUGGUGGUUUUGCAGAGUCUUAUGCAAUUUUACCAAAAUAUGCAGAGAUGAUUAAAGCCACAAAUACUGGCUCAUAUGCUCUAAUCACAUGGACUGACAAUGGGGUUAAUGGUACCAAAUUCAAGGCAUGUUUCUUCUCUUUUGCAGCUCAGGUGAAAGGGUUCUUGAGUGGUUGCAGACCCAUUAUAGGGAUAGAUGGUGCACAUCUAAGUGGGUAUUACAAAGGAAUUAUGCUCACUGCAGUAGGCAUUGAUGGUAACAAUGAAAUUUUUGUAAUAGCUUAUGGAUUGGUGGAUACAGAGAGCAUAGACAGCUGGUCUUAUUUCUUCAGAAACCUAAGACACUUGUUUGCCCAGAAUGGUUGCCAGAAGGAAGACUGGACUUUUAUAAGUGACAGGAUGAGGGGUGUUGAACCAGCCCUUUUUGAAGUGUUCCCAAGGGCAACAAGGAGAGUCUGCUGUCAGCAUCUGUACUCAAAUUGCAAGACUGCUGGAUGGAGUGGGACAGAGUUCCAUAAGCUAUUUUGGAUUGCAGCCAAUGCCUAUAAUGAGUAUGUGUAUGACAAAGCAAUGUCAAAGAUAAAGAAGUAUGAUGCAGCAGCAUUUGAGUACCUAACAAAUAUUGAAGAGCAGUGGACUAGGCACAAGUUUGACAAAGUUGUUUGUUGUGAUCAUAACACAACAAACUUUGUUGAGUCAUUCAACUCAGUUACAAAGGACAACAGAGACAUGCCUGUGUUCACUUUACUGGAAGCUGUCAGGAAUUGGUGCAUGAAAAGAAUGGGUUCCAGGUUUGACAAAGCAAUUGACAUGGACCCUAAUGAGCUGACAGACCAUGCUAAAGAGGUUUUGGAGACAAGAAGUGAAGAGUCAAGGUUGUGCCAUGUAACAACAGCUGGUGGGAGAGAGUUUGAAGUCAGGGAUGGCCAUGUCAAGUUCCCUGUCACACUCCAGACUAUGACAUGUGGGUGUGGGAAAUGGCAGGGAUCAGGGAUACCAUGCAGGCAUGGUCUUAGGGUCAUCUACAGCCAGAGACUACAGCCAACAGAUUUUGUGUCACCAUACUACAAGGGGGCUGCGUAUAAGAUGACUUAUGGAGACCAUAUCCACCCUAUGGCUGAUCCUACUCAUUGGCCUGCAUUUGAUGUACCUGAAAUUUUACCACCAACUGUCAAAAGAACUGCAGGCAGACCAGCUAAGCAGAGAAGAAGAGCCCAUCAUGAAGCAAGGAAAGGAAAGAGGCACAAGAACAACAAAUGCAGUGUUUGCAAGGAAUUGGGACACAAUGCCUUAACCUGUAAGGCAAGAAAGGAAGCAGCAAAAAAGGCACAAGAUGCAGCAACCUCUUCACAGCAAGCCAAAGGAAAGGGGAGGAAGAGAAAGGCUGACAGUCAGCAACCUUGA